CCUUCGGGAAACCCUUCAAACAAAUAUCACAAGAGGCUUUCCCAUAAGCAGUUCAGUAGGGAGAUUAGUGCGUUGCUUAGCCUGUACCCUAAUAAAUUUUUGCUAAAAUCCGAGCUUUACAAAAUUCUAAAAGAUCUUUUAAAACAAAAAGUACUAUUGAAGAUGCCCUACCAGGAUCGAAUCAAGGCUCGGCUUGAGAACGAGGUGACCACCCUACGCCGCGAGGUGACCAGGCUGCGCUCCAGGCAGGAGAAGCGACGCCGGGAUCAGAUGGAUCAGGCUGUGCUACAGGCACAGCUCGAGCAGGAAAUCCAUGACCUGCGGACCGAGGUGGAGACCCUCCGGCUCAAGCGCAAGGAGCGAGAGUGCGGCGGAGAGGAGAGCAACACAAAGAUGAACCAACACUUACAGAAGUUGGACGAGCAUGUGGUCAAGCAGGAGCGUUACAUAAGCUUCCUCGAGGAGCAGAUCAAUCACACACGCAUCAAGUACGAGCAGAGGAUGACCAAUGUCCACCAGAGCGCCGAUCAGUUGGAGGAGAAGCUGAAGAAGGUGCGCAGCGAGAUGCGGACCGUUAAGGAGCAGGCCAGCGAGAUGUAUCAGCUGAACAAGCGCAUGGCCUGCCUCAGUGCCAAGCUGGAGCGACGGGACAAGGUCAUCGCCCACUACGAGGCCCAGCAAUCGGAAUGUAUGCGAGUAAUUGCGGAUCUCAUGAAGCAGGUCGAGCUACAGGCUGUAGGGGAUGUAGCCGCCGGAAAAAAGCUCGAGGCCACGAACGGCAGCGAUCCUAAGUCCGAGGAUGCGGAAGAUACUGAAGAUACCCUCAAUGUGAUGACUCUCCCAGUUUGUGAUCCUCCCAAGCUGAAGACAGCCUCCUACUUUGCCAGCCUGGCAAAGGCUCUAAGAAUGAAAUGGAUGACUAAUUAUAUAGCAACGCUCUUUAUAUUGUAUGGUUAGGGAUGUCUUCAGAUUUUCAGAUCUACCGUCCAAAUUAAUUGAUAAAUUGUGUAAUUGACUAGUGAAAAUUUUAAAGAGUCUUUAUAAAUAUAUUGUACUGAAAAAUUAA
Drosophila serrata is the source of this 1066-nucleotide messenger RNA. RefSeq lists its product as uncharacterized. The record is from RefSeq and is a predicted model, not a curated record. NCBI's taxonomy places the organism in Eukaryota, Metazoa, Arthropoda, Insecta, Diptera, Drosophilidae.